This is a messenger RNA of Closterium sp. NIES-65, 2358 nucleotides long. Lineage: Eukaryota; Viridiplantae; Streptophyta; Zygnematophyceae; Desmidiales; Closteriaceae. The record is from the annotation of a GenBank genome assembly.
AUGCAGCACCGCUUACGUCCACCCAAUACGAACAUGCUGUACCUGAACAAGCAGCGCCUCAUCGCGCUGGACGAGCUGCACAAGGCGGAGGCGGAGCGCGAGUACCUGGCGGCGCGCGUCGCGCAACUGCAGGCGGAGGCGGAGGCGGGGGAGGCGCAGCGCAAGCUGCUGGAGGAGCGCCUGAGAGCCGCGGAGCUGGGGGUCGCCGCAGCACCCAGCAGCCCCACGCGUUCAGUAACUACCGUUCCGGGCAGCAAAGCGAGCGGCAAGGCGGGCGGCAGGGCGGGGGAGCCGGCGUCCGUGUGGAGCCGCCUGCUGCUGCGCGUGGACGGGCUGCUGCUCGCCAAGGCGCUCACCGCCCCGCAGGCGCAGGCGCUAAGAGGGCUCGCUGCCUCUAGGGAUGCCCGCGCUGCUGACGUGUACACUGACGUGGAGCCGCUGGAGGACGCGCAGGUGGUGCGCGCGCUGCUGCGACUCAUUGAUGGCAGCAACAGGUUCGGGGGAAAGGUUAGGACACUGCACGUGGUGCACGUGUGCACGGAGCUCGCGCCAGUGGCCCAGGCGGGGUCCCUAGCCACGUGGAUGGCGGGGCUGUGCUGCGCACUCCGCAAGAAGGGCCACCUCGUGGAGGUCGUUCUGCCACUGUACUCAAGCGUGGACACGAGUGCCAUUGAGGACUUCAGGGAGGCGCCAGGCGAGAUCAUGUCCUUCUUCGAUAACAAGUGGCACAAGAAUAAGAUCUACACCGGCACGGUGCACGGGCUGCCAGUGACGUUCAUCCAUCCGCUGCAUCCAGCGGCCUUCUUCCAGAGGGACCACCUCUACGACUAUGAGGACGACUUUGAGCGCUUCACCUACUUCACGCGGGCAGCGCUGGAGUACGUGCAGCAGCAGGGCAAGCAGCCGGACGUGCUGCACCUGCACAACUGGCACACGGCAGUGGGCGCACCGCUGUUCUGGGACAUCUACCACCACCAGGGCAUGCCCGACACCCGCAUCCUCUUCACCUGCCAUGACGCCCGCUUCCAGAACGCCCAGCCAGCAGGCAAGCUGGCGCAGGUGGGGCUGGACCCCUCGCAGCUGAACCGCCCUGAUAGACUGCAGGACAACCGCGACCCGGCUCUUGUGAACCUGCUCAAGGGUGGCAUCGUGUAUUCCAACAAGGUAACAACGGUGUCGCCCACGUAUGCCAGUGACAUGAAGACCCGUGAGCUCGGCUGCGGCCUCGAUGCCACCGUCACCAUCCACAGCCAGAAGUUCGCUGGUUUGCCCUCCGGACUCGACCAAUCCACAUGGGACCCGACCCGCGACCUCGCACUCCCCGUGCCAAUCACAGCCUCUGAUCCCAUGCCUGGCAAGGCAGUGGCUCGGGCGGAGGUUCGGAAGAGGCUCGGGUUGCCAGUGAUAGACUCGGCAUCGGGGUUGGAGCGCGCAGUGGUGGCGUAUGUGUCGCCGCAGAUAGGGGAAGCUGAUGUGGAGCUCAUUAAGGGGGCGCUCGCAUGCUCCCUAGCCUACCAGGCCCAGUUUGUGCUGGUGGGGGCAGCACGGUCGCCCAAGGUGCAGAUGGCCCUCGAGGAACUGCAGAGGGUGCAGCAGGACCGCAAUGCACACCUGGAGAUCGUGUACGAGGAUGAUUUGGCACAUCUGGUGGUGGCGGCGGCACACGUGCUACUCUGCCCGCCCCUCCGCGACCCCUCCUCACACUUGCCGCUGGUAGGGGCGCGCUAUGGCGCUGUGCCUGUGGCCCGUCAGCUAAUGGGAUCACCUGACAGCCUAGUGGACGUGGAUGACCCGCGCCGCGGUGCCUCGGAGGGAGCGGGUUUCUUCUAUGCCUCCGACAAGCCGGCUGACGCUGUCAUCGCUCUCACUCGCGCUCUCAAGCUCCUUAAGGCGGAUCCGCAUCGUAGUCGUCGUGGCGCCUCUGCUGCUAUGAUCCGGUUCAUUCUCCUCCAGAAUCGGCAGGGAAAGACGCGCCUGGCGAAGUAUUAUGUUCCACUAGAGGACUCGGAGAAGCACAAGCUCGAAUUCGAGGUUCACCGGCUGGUGGUUCAUCGCGAACCCAAAUUCACAAACUUUGUCGAGUUCCGCACGUACAAGGUGAUCUACCGGCGCUAUGCAGGCCUCUUCUUCUCCCUCUGCGUUGACCUCACGGACAACGAGCUGGCUUACCUCGAGAGCAUCCAUCUCUUUGUGGAGAUCCUAGAUCACUUCUUCAGCAACGUCUGCGAGCUUGACCUCGUCUUUAAUUUCCACAAGGUUUACCUUAUCCUCGAUGAGUUUGUGCUUGCGGGCGAGCUUCAAGAAACAAGCAAAAAGGUUAUUAUUGAAAGGAUGGCAGAACUGGAGAAGGCAGAGUAA